Messenger RNA from Anopheles maculipalpis, 2493 nucleotides. RefSeq names its product semaphorin-1A. Lineage: Eukaryota; Metazoa; Arthropoda; Insecta; Diptera; Culicidae. The transcript has 6 exons. Gene Ontology annotation, molecular function: chemorepellent activity; semaphorin receptor binding. The record is from RefSeq and is a predicted model, not a curated record. Gene Ontology annotation, biological process: axon guidance; negative chemotaxis; semaphorin-plexin signaling pathway. Bases 21 to 2471 code for a protein of 816 amino acids.
GUUGGUGGGGUUGCCCUUAGAUGUCCGAUCCGAUACGUAGCGGCAAGUGCAGUGAACGAGAGGAAGAACCACACAGAACAACUAGCAGCAGGAUGGCGCAACGGAGAGAACAGUUGCUGAUGCACCUGACGAGAAGCGUUCUAGCGACCCUGCUCAUCAUCAGUCAGUGCAUCGUGCGGAUUGACAGUUGGGUGCCAGAUGUCCAGAGCAAGUUACGCAUCCCAUACGAUGCUACAGUGCCGUCGUUUUUUGGCAAUAGCACCGAUUACUUUAAGUUGCUUGAUCAGAAUGAACACACGUUACUCAUCGGUGCCCGGAAUGCGGUGUACAACAUCACCAUCGAUCAGCUGGUGGAGCUGCCCGGACAGCGGAUAAGUUGGCCGUCGUCCGAUGCACACCGGGAGUUGUGCACGCUGAAGGGAAAGCACGAUCAAGACUGUCAGAAUUACAUCCGCGUGUAUGCACGGGUUAACGCGAACCGGAUAAUGAUUUGUGGAACGAAUUCCUUUAAACCACUGUGCCGGUACUAUAACAUCCUCCCCGGCAAUGGUUCGGUCGUGUAUGACAACAAUGAGCUGGAAGCGCAAGGACGCUGUCCGUACAACCCGCAACACAACAGCACGUACGUGUACACCGAUGGGCAGCUGUACUCGGCAACGGUAGCUGACUUUUCCGGUGCCGAUGCGCUGAUCUACCGGGAACCCCAGCGCACGGAACAGUUCGAUAGUAAGCAGCUGAAUCAGCCCGCGUUCGUCAGUGCGAUCGAGUACAACGGGUACGUGAUGUUCUUCUAUCGGGAGGUCGCGAUGGAGUACAUGAACUGUGGCAAGGCGAUCUAUUCGCGCGUGAGCCGCGUGUGCAAGAACGAUAAGGGUGGCCCGUACCCGUUCCAGGACAGGUGGACUACGUUCCUGAAGACACGUCUAAACUGCUCCAUCCCCGGAGAGUAUCCGUUCUACUUCGACGAGCUACAGGCUACAACGAACACGAUCAGCGGCAUGUACGGUGGAAUGCGCAACAAGAUCAUCUACGUCAUCAUGACCACGCCGGAAAACGCCAUCGGAGGUUCCGCAGUGUGUGCGUUCUCGGUGGAAGACAUUAUGGAAGCGUUCGAAGGACCAUUCAAAGCGCAGCGCGAUAUCCACUCCAACUGGCUACAGGUACCGCCGAGCUCGGUUCCCGAACCCCGACCCGGCAAGUGUGUGGACGAUAGCCGCACCCUUCCGAAAGCGUUGGUAAACUUCGUGAAGACGAACAAUUUGAUGGAUAACUCGGUGCCCUCGCUUCACUCGCGGCCCGUCUUUACACGCGUCAGCCUGUACUAUCGUCUAUCGGCGAUUGCAGUCGAUCCGCAGGUAAAAGCCCUGGAUGGCAAUCGGUACGAUGUGAUCUUUGUCGGUACGAACGAUGGCAAGGUGAUCAAGUUCGUGAACAUCCUUUCGGCGAACAGUUCGGACGAUGUGCGUACGGUGGUAAUUAGUGAGACGCAAGCAUUCCCACCCGGUACGAAGAUUAACGAGAUGACCAUCUCCAAGAAGAAUUCCGCGCUUGUUGUGAUUAGCAGUGGGAAGAUCAUAUCGCUCCCACUUCACAACUGUAACGAGCAUAGCUUUAAGACGUGCCGCAAGUGUUUGGAUUUGCAGGAUCCUUACUGUGCGUGGGAUGAUUUGAAUCGGGACUGUAAGCCGAUCGAAGAGGUUCAUGCGGCCGGUGCUUCGAUCGAUCAGUUCUACCAGCGGUUGGAUGGUGAGCGAAUUGGUGAGAUCUGUCGCAAGUACGAUCAUCAGGAGCCGACGGUUCACACGUACGAGGAUAACGAUGUGUACACGCGUGUCGAUGGUUCGGGUGCGGUAGAAAAGCCGGACAAAUCGUUCGACCAGCGUAAUGUGCUGAUCGUCCAUUCGAACCAUGGGACGGUUUCGUCUGUCGGGCCGGAAGAUAUCGACAACGAAAUAUCGAUGUCGUCGAUGGAAGGUGACGAGCUUGCUAACCGGAUCAUCAAUACGCAUCAGUACCAUCAUAAGCCAGAUACAUUCGUAAAGGAUAACUUACAAUUUGCGGCUAGCAAUUGGUCCGUGUUUGCGGUGAUUCUGGUAAUAACGGCAAUGGUCGGCAUGCUGGCAGGAUAUAUGGUGACGCGAAGGAUGAAUAAAGGGCUAGCAGGAUGCGAGCAUCGUAAUCAGCUCAAUUGGCACAGUGGGAAAAGCCUUUCGAUGCUGUCGCAAAAUCGGACCAGCGGUAAAGAUGUAAAUCUGCUAAUGAACACCACAAACCAGUACCACACACAGCAGCAAGCGAUAGUGCAACAGCUACAGCAGCACCAUCAAAACAACUGCAAAGACAAUAUCGAUUUCGACUACAAGGAUCGAAGCGUCGAGUGUAAAAACUCAACGGAAAACCUCGAGAAGGACAUCAGCAAAGGCAUGGGCACGCUGCAGAAGACGCGCCACUUGAAGACAUUUAAACCGUAGAGAGAUAGAGGGGGAGACAGAG